Anastrepha obliqua is the source of this 1592-nucleotide messenger RNA. Its product is annotated as G-protein coupled receptor Mth2-like. NCBI's taxonomy places the organism in Eukaryota, Metazoa, Arthropoda, Insecta, Diptera, Tephritidae. Gene Ontology annotation, cellular component: membrane. The transcript is spliced from 8 exons. Gene Ontology annotation, molecular function: G protein-coupled receptor activity. Gene Ontology annotation, biological process: G protein-coupled receptor signaling pathway; cell surface receptor signaling pathway. The coding region runs from base 54 to 1592 and encodes 512 amino acids. The record is from RefSeq and is a predicted model, not a curated record.
GUCAAAUACUCACAUAAAAGUUUGUGUGUCUGUAAAGGACUUAGUUGAGCGCCAUGAACGUCAUCAUUUUGGUUUUGUGCAUCGUGAUUUGGUUUUGGAACGCGAUUGUUCCUUGCCGCUGCACUUUGUCGGAAAUACCGAAUUGUGCCUUUGAAGAUACCGUUAACCUAACCUCCAGCAAAAAAUUUAACAACGGCUCCUACCUCUAUGAGGGCGUAUUGGUGCCUCCUGCAUUGACCGGCCACUACGAUUAUGUUGAGCUGUACGAAGGAGAGCGCCAACAGGUGACGAAACAUAUUCGGGGUUGUGUUUGUCAUCUCAAGCAAUGCGUCAAAUUUUGCUGCCAUCCAAGGGCGGAAAUGUAUCGCACUGGAGAUACUUCUUCAAUAGAUUGCGAUAGCGCGCCAAGUAAAGACUUCAAUUACUUGCCAUAUGUAAAUAUUACUAUGCCGGACAGCAGCCAAGUCUUGACGAAUGUGCUGGAUGAAUUUUUGCUGCAGCAAGGGCUUCCAUGCAAUGAAGGGUAUAUGCUUGUGCCGCAUGUAAACGAAAAGGACAAAUGGAAAUUGUUUAAGAAUGGUACUCUAUUACGCACGUUUGAUCAGACGUUCCUUUCGAGACGGGAUUAUUGCCUUUAUGCCUAUGAGGUAAAUGGUCGAUAUGAACUGCAUCCACUGAACUGCUUGACUCAUCACAAGGAGCCCCCAAAACUCAUGGCAAACACUAUCGGAAUGCUGAUUUCUGUCCCCUUCUUAUUUGCAACAAUUUUGGUUUACUGGAGUUUGCCGGAGCUGUGCAACACCCACGGCAAGUGCUUCAUGUGCUACCUGUUCUCUUUGGCCAUCGGCACGACAAUGAUAGUUGCGGUGAACCUGCGAACAUCAGAUUAUGAUAAUGUUACCUGCGAGAUCAUAGGUUAUGUCGCCUAUUUCUUCUUCAUUGCCGUUUUCUUCUGGCUCAACGUCAUUUGCUACGAUAUUUGGCGCAAGACUUCUAACGUUCCUAAUUUGAUGUCACAAAAAAUGUCUUACUUCUACUUAUUCUACGGGUGGGGAGUGCCAUCCCUUAUGGCUACCGUGACCAUUGCGUUGCAGCAUUCCAAUUUACCAGAUGAACUGAAGUCGGGCAUAGGAAAAUCACAUUGCUGGUUGAAAGACGAUGACUGGUCUGCCAUGAUUUACUUCUAUGGACCCGGUUUAUUGCUAAUUAUUUUCAACAUUGUCAUAUUCUACCUGACUGUUAGAAAGAUUUACAGCGUCCGGAAGGAUCUGCAGGAGUUUACAUCUGGUGAAGAGAGCGCCCAACAUCUACGUUCGCAAAAACCUAGUGCGUGGCUAUUCUUUCGUUUGUCCAUCGUUAUGGGUGUCAGCUGGAUAUGGGAAAUCAUCGGCUAUCUUUUUGGAAAUAGAUGCAAUAUUAUUUUGGCAAUAGCAGAUAUUUUCAACGCAUCGCAAGGACUAAUUAUAUUCUUACUGUUUGUUGUGAAGAAGAAUGUAAUCGUUCUAAUAAAAACCAGAAUACUUUGCUAUUUGCGUAAAAAAAUCCAAUGGCUGAAGAUGAAGCUCGAUAAACCGGAUAACUCAAUGGAAUAA